Messenger RNA from Aspergillus versicolor CBS 583.65, 429 nucleotides. RefSeq names its product nuclear transport factor 2 family protein. Lineage: Eukaryota; Fungi; Ascomycota; Eurotiomycetes; Eurotiales; Aspergillaceae. The record is from RefSeq and is a predicted model, not a curated record. Bases 1 to 429 code for a protein of 142 amino acids. The transcript is spliced from 3 exons.
AUGUCAACCACCAACGGAAAUAUAUGGGCAGGCGCCGGCACGCCCGAAGCAAUGCAGGUGAUAGAGAGGUUCUACACCCUGCUAGACGCCGAAACGCCCGAGGCAGCAAAGGAAAUGAGCCAGAUUUGUACCGAAGACGCAGUGUUUAUAACCCCAGGACAGACAUUCAAAGGCCGUCACGAAAUAUACACCCAGCGACUCGGAUUCUGGGAGGCAUUCCCAGGUAUCAAACAUGAGCCACUCCGUGUCUAUGUCUCCCCCUCCUCGCCGCUGGAUGUCGUUGUGGUUAACAGCGUCCUCUUUCCCACAAAGGAUGGCCAGGGUACCACGUACACAGCAGCAAAUUGGACUCUUGCUGAGAGCGACGGGGCCUAUCUGGUUCAGAAACUUGAGCUCUUCUUGAAUCCAGCAGCGUUUGGCUGGUCAUGA